Molecule: messenger RNA, 2166 nt
Organism: Volvox carteri f. nagariensis
Lineage: Eukaryota; Viridiplantae; Chlorophyta; Chlorophyceae; Chlamydomonadales; Volvocaceae
Gene: sac1
Product: sulfur acclimation 1 protein
Exons: 15
Coding region: 1-2166 (721 amino acids)
Biological process (GO): potassium ion transport; transmembrane transport
Cellular component (GO): plasma membrane
Molecular function (GO): monoatomic cation transmembrane transporter activity
Source: RefSeq, a predicted model, not a curated record
AUGAUGAGGCUGAACUUGGCUAGAGUUAAGCGGGCACUAAUGCAGCAAAGUCCUCCUGAAUUACCACCAGCGUCAUCGCUGAGCGCAGAAUUGCCACUGCGUGAGACAUCCACAGCCACCGUUCCUGACACAGUGGAAAUUCCCGUUGGUCCCGACUCCAAACCGAGCAAGCCGUCUCUGCUUGACAGUCCAGAUUUAAGAGAACUUUUUUCUCGGCACGUAUGGCGGCGCGAAACGAAGCGGCGGUUAAAGCGCCUCAGGCCCAAGGAGGUAUGGCAUCUGAUAAAGGAAGAGCGCUGGACCAUCCUUGCCACGGUCGUGUUCGCGGCAGCGCUGGUUGCGCUGGAGUUGACUGCCUGGCGGGACAUGUCCCCCGAGGCCUGGUUUACUUUGUGGGUCACCUUCUUCUCCAUCGUGCCCAUGAUUCGCGGCGUCGUUGAUCCAGAUGUAUGUCUGUUCGCGGGCGCGACGGUGCUGCUGCUGCGCGGCGUCAUCACCCCGCGUGACGCCUUCGCGGGCCUUGCGAAUGACUCCAUUGUGUCGAUAGCGCUGAUGAUGAUGAUUGCGGCGGGUCUGGAGUCUUCGGGGGCGUUGGAGUUUGUUCCGGAGCUGGUGCUGGGCAGGAGCCGGAGGGAAUGGGUGGGGCAGCUCCGACUCCACAUCGCUGUGGCCAGCGUGUCGGCAGUCAUGAACAACACACCGCUUGUGGCGGUUAUGAUUCCCGUGGUUGAGGCCUGGUGCCGCCAAAACAAUCACAACGUGUCGCGGUUCAUGAUGCCGCUCUCCUACGCCGCCAUCCUGGGGGGGCUGUGCACCAUCAUCGGCACCUCCACCAACCUCAUCGCCAGAGGUCUCGCUCAGCAGGAGGUUCCGGAGCUGCGAAUACCCUUUGUUGAAAUCGGCGUCAUAGGGCUACCCCUGACAGUGGCUGGUGGUUUGUAUAUCGUUCUGUUUUCCCCCCUGCUGCUGCCCAAGCGGGAGCCCAUGAUGGCCUCCGUGGUGGCCGACCCGCGGGAGUAUGUGGUCAGUGUGAGGGUGGACUCCAGAUACGCACAUAUUGGUCGUACCAUUGAGGCUGCGGGUCUACGACAUCUGCGGGGGCUGUUCCUGGCUGAUCUGCAGCGAAGGGACGGAACUGCCGUACCCUCGCCGCCGCCCACAACUAUCAUAUUGCAGGGUGACAAGCUGACGUUUGCCGGGGACAUUACGGGCAUGCAGCACAUCCUCACCCUUCCUGGCCUUAACCCCAUCAGUUCUUCGGAGGUGGCCAAUGACUUUGAGGAAAAUGCCGCAUCCCGGGGUGUGGACCGCGUGAUGGUGGAGGCGGUGGUGGCGCUGAGCAGUCCCAUCGUCAAUAUGACGAUUCGUGACAGCCACUUCAGGUCUCGGUACGGGGCGGUGGUGCUGGCGGUGCACAGAAAUGGGGAGCGAAUAAUGGGCGGCCUGGGGGAUAUUGUUGUCAAGGGCGGUGACACGAUGCUUCUGGAAGCGAGUCCGGACUUUUUAGAGAAGUUCAAACAUUCGAGCGAGUGGGCUCUGGCGGUAGACGCGUUUAGGGUAUCCCCGCCCCGCAGAGAUCCCGUCGCGCUGUUCACCUCGAUGGGCAUAUUUGUGGCCAUGGUGGUGUUGAACAGUAUGGACCUCAUCCCUCUGGCCACCUCAGCCUUGGUGUGUCUGUUCGCCUACCUUGUCACCGGUGUACUUACCGUACAGAAGGCUCGUAACGCCAUACCUGGAGGCAUAUUGCUGACUGUGGCGGGGGCGUUUGGGAUGGCAAGAGGCCUCACUGUGACGGGCCUUGCGGACCGCCUAGCAGCCUCCCUUUUGAGCUGCUUCAAGUGGAUGGGCCGGGCCGAUGCCGUGAGCUCCGUUUACGUGACGACCUCCUUGCUGACAGCGCUGCUGAGCAACGGCGCCGCCAUCACGUUGAUGUUCCCCAUCGCCUUGACCAUGUCGAAGCAGGCGGGGAUCAGUUUUAAGGGGCCGCUGUACGCGAUAAUGGUGGGCGCGUCGUCCGAUUUUUCGACUCCUAUCGGAUAUCAGACGAACUUGAUGGUGAGUGGUCCAGGCGGCUACCGCUUCCUCGACUACACCCGAUUCGGCUUGCCGCUGCAGCUCAUAGCGGGCCUGAUCACCGUGCCCGUUUGCGUGUUGUACUUUGGUUGA